UUCCUUUGAUAUAAAAAACUUCAAAAUUCCAAGAACUAAUUAAACGCAUUUCGUGAGAUUUGUUUUUAAGAGCGGUAUCACCUGGCAGAUUUUCGUCGAGACAAAUCCGGUAUCAACAAUUCCCCUCCAGUUCAUUGUCACGUUGAAAGUAAAAGAAAGUGUUUUUUCAUCGAGUUAGCACCAUUUUUGUUAAGCGUUGUGUCUUCAAAAUUCGGUACCUCCUAUGCGGCGAGAAAACAGUUUGUCAUCUGACAGCGGUGCCGUUAGUUAUUCACUUCCGAAAAUGGACUUUCUUUUCAAACUGAUCACGUUUUCGGUGUGCUUUCACGUCGUCAUUAGCGAAGUGUCUGGAUCGUUCCCGGAAAAGAACCAAACCAGUGCGGUCGAAGAAGGGCGCUACCUUCUGUUCCCGUCCCUCUCCACCAUGCAGCUUUCAAUUUGCACCUCCUCAGGAACGCCGUUUUUCGUCCCAAAGAAGAAGUAUCCUUUCAGACGUUUGGGUGUGAAUAUAGGCUUUCAGGUGAACUACAAUCUUCCGUACCGGUUGAAGGACUUCUACAGUUUUCCCACUUGGGCUCGGUCGAUGGUUGAUAUUGUGAAGGGGAGAUACAUGCCAACGGAGGUAGUGACCGCCAGGGCUGCCCGGAAAAGACGUUCCUCAAGGCACCUGAGCGCUGGCGACGUCUAUACGGCGAUAGAUGAAGUUUUGCAACUCGCUGGGUACGACAAGGAUUGUGUAGUCAAAAGUGUGUGCGAGUUAUCCCAUAGUCCUUUCCACAAUGUAGAAGAUGAUUUUUAUGCGGAAAUUUUACACUUUUUGCUGACACCAUCGGAGCAUCAAGCAUUUGGUGAACAUGAACGUAAAAUGAAGCUCAAAUACGAGCUGGCGGAGAAAUACGGACGAAUGGGCGCAGACUGCAGUUUGAUGUAUCCCACAUGUCGGAAAAGCUUUUUGACUGAUAUUUCCGGUUUUUUGGACGAUAAUAAACUUGAAUCAAUUCGGUGAUCACGAAUAAGUUUUUGAAUAUGAUUUUG
Aedes albopictus (Asian tiger mosquito) is the source of this 1035-nucleotide messenger RNA. RefSeq lists its product as uncharacterized. The record is from RefSeq and is a predicted model, not a curated record. The transcript has 3 exons. NCBI's taxonomy places the organism in Eukaryota, Metazoa, Arthropoda, Insecta, Diptera, Culicidae. Bases 224 to 1006 code for a protein of 260 amino acids.